Molecule: messenger RNA, 1078 nt
Organism: Aspergillus novofumigatus IBT 16806
Lineage: Eukaryota; Fungi; Ascomycota; Eurotiomycetes; Eurotiales; Aspergillaceae
Product: putative extracellular soluble lytic transglycosylase
Exons: 2
Coding region: 308-1057 (249 amino acids)
Source: RefSeq, a predicted model, not a curated record
AAUCGCUGCUAUCAUUCAGGCCAAACAAAUCGGUGUCGCGCCUGUCAGAGCUCGAACUUAUGGCCACAUAGAAGAGUGGCUGCUUUUGAUUGGUCCUGUUCCAUGAUGGCCAGGACUGCAGAAUUACCCGUUUGAGAAACUGGUCGAUUCGCAUCAAUGUGCUGGUUUUGAUGAUGAUUUUUGGAAGAAAAUUAUGGCUGCGGCAGGCAGAGCAAUCCGCUUGGAAAAACUGAGCUAUUUAAACAGCUCCAUUGCCGGCUGAGUCGAUUCACUCCCGAACAACAGAUAAACAACCGCAAGAGCAACAAUGGCCGUCCUCAAAAGCAUCACCCUGACUUCCCUGGCCCUCGCUAUUGGCGCCACCGCUCAGUCCGCCAACCCAGGUGUCGGUAAAAAUCCAAAGGCGCAAGGUGCAACAGAAAAUGUCACCCCAAGCACCGGCCCAAACGGAUCUGAAGACUGGCUCAACACCGGCAUCACUACCAACGGCUGGAACCCUCCCUUCCUCUCCAUUGACAACGUCUACACCAUCAGCCUCCAAGACUUCUACAACGGCAUUGGUUCCGCCUGCGCCCAGUACGACAGCUACUUCCAAAGCAGCGCAUCCAAGUACGAUGUCAACCCGGUCGUUCUCGCCGUCAUCGCUAUGCAAGAGUCCUCCUGCAAUGCCAACGCCGGGGGUCCCACACCAGGGCUGAUGCAGGUCUCGUGUGACAAUUACCCGAAUGGCCAGUGUACGGAUAGUAUCCAGGAUAACGUGGACGCUGGAACGCACUAUCUCAAGUCGCAGCUUGAUGCGUCGGGUGGGAACGCGAUUAAGGCGCUGGGUUCAUACAAUGGGUGGUUUACUGCCGGGAGCGGGCUUAAUGGGAACAGAGGGUUGACGGAGGACUACCCCUGCUCGGCUGAGGGUAAGGCGCAUGGUAUGCCUCAGAAUCUGGAUUACUUGCACCAGGUGCUUAAUGGGUGGAUGAUGGGGUUGGAUGUUUAUGGAGAGGAUAACUGGAUUGGUACUUAUCACUGUGAUCAGUCGUGCAGUGAUGGCAGUUUAUGCUAGGAGGCUUAGCGACGUCUAUAG